AUCCGUGCUUCUGCAGAGCAGACAAAAGAAUUGUCACGGUGCUGUUCCGGGAACGGCUUCAUUGACAUCGGUGAGUCUUUCGUAGUGGCGCGGCAGUUCUGUUCGCGCUACGGCGAAGUCCUGCAGCUGGGCUCCGACACAGCUCCCGCGUCGAUCAGUGUGACUGUGGAAGGGCGGAAUGUCGUAGACAUCACAUUCAUGAAUAGAAAGUGCUAUUCUGAACCUGAUGUUGUCGCUCGCAGGUGCAUUUGUGAUCUCCAAGGGAAAGCACUGUGUGGCGUAUGCCGGUUGGUCGCCCGGUACAAGCUCCGGGCCAAGCUCGCGAGUGGUGCCGCGGCUUCUGCGUCUACAGACACGGCGCCGCAGGCUGAAGCUGGGAAUAAUGUCAUUUUCCCAGGCAUGACAUACGCGAUGAGCCUUGCUGUGCUUAAGCUCGCUGCUCAAGGCUGCGGCUUCGCUGAUGCG
This is a messenger RNA of Prorocentrum cordatum, 465 nucleotides long. The record is from the annotation of a GenBank genome assembly. NCBI's taxonomy places the organism in Eukaryota, Dinophyceae, Prorocentrales, Prorocentraceae.